AUGAGUAAUGUAAAUGAAUGUGAGGAUAAUGAACAUUCACCACUGCUAAGUAGCGAAAGAUCAGUAAUUACCCCAAACUAUGAAGGUAUUGAAAGUCAAGGUACAGAAACUGUUAUAUCGGAUGAGCCGGACGAAUAUGUUAGUCAUGAAGAAGAGCAUCAUACUGUGCCACAAAUUCAACAAACAGUUUCUCAUGCUUCCGGUGAAUCAGGCGAUACAUCCAGACAUUUCGGUCCAACUGUUAUAUGCCGAGUAUGCUCAGCUAUAAUUGUUAUUGAAGGCAAGACUGGGCAACAUGUGGUGAAAUGUAAUCAGUGUAAUGAAGCAACACCGAUUCGUGCAGCGCCACCUGGUAAAAAAUAUGUACGUUGCCCGUGCAAUUGUCUUCUACUCUGUAAAGCUUCUUCAAAUCGUAUUGCAUGUCCACGUCUCAAUUGCAAGCGUGUUAUUACGUUAGGUGGUAGUGCACCAGUUGGUACGGCAGUCAGAGCUCCAACUGGAACAUGUCGUGUUCUGUGCGCUCACUGUCAAGAAAUUUUCAUGUUCAACACACUCAAUGUUACCGUCGCAAAGUGCCCACAUUGUCAGAAAAUUUCGUCGGUUGGUCGUGAUUAUGCUCGUAACAGAGCAAUCUUUUUCAUCGUUUGCUCCUUGUUAUUCUUAAUAGCUGCACUUGGUUUAAUGGUCAGUUUUUUUAUUAUGUUUUUCAGUUUUUCAUUGUUAAUUUUUUCCUCAGUAGUUUUAGACAACGAUUAUAUAAGUGAAUCUUAG
This is a messenger RNA of Brugia malayi, 771 nucleotides long. RefSeq lists its product as uncharacterized. The record is from RefSeq and is a predicted model, not a curated record. Bases 1 to 771 code for a protein of 256 amino acids. Gene Ontology annotation, biological process: phosphatidylinositol dephosphorylation. Lineage: Eukaryota; Metazoa; Nematoda; Chromadorea; Rhabditida; Onchocercidae. Gene Ontology annotation, molecular function: phosphatidylinositol-4,5-bisphosphate 4-phosphatase activity. Gene Ontology annotation, cellular component: phagocytic vesicle membrane; late endosome membrane; plasma membrane. The transcript has 4 exons.